GGUGUAUAGAGUAUUUCUCAGGCGGACGAUAACCGCCAUGCUUGCCAUUUCAGCCCCUAAAACCCUCACGCCCAACCCGGCGCUAAAACCCUUUUCUUCUCCGCGUGGGGGUUUUCGCAUGCUACCCGACGCUAAAACCCUCAUCUUCUCCCCUUGGGGUUCCCCCCAUGCUGAUAGCAUGCGGGAGAAGAACUCUUCCAGGUCUUGCAACUAGCCUUCCUUCUUCGAGGAUCCGAAACCUGUCCCUACCAUUCCCCGCCGCUCCCCUCAGCCCCUUGCCGUCCGCCACCGAAGACGGGAUUAAAUCUUUCUUGAAAUCCGGAAUGAUCGCCGACGCCGUCUCCCUCCUAGCCGGAGCCCCCGAAACGAGCUCGAAACCGCCAUCAGUUCUCUGCUUCAACCUCGUACUAUCUUCUCUGACUCGAGCUCGUAGAUUCGAGUCCACAGUCUCCCUCUACCACUCCAUGCGCCGCUCCGGCGUGCCCCCGGACCUCGUCACCCUUAACAUCCUUAUCAACUGCUACUGUGAGUGGGGCCAUUUGGAUCUUGCGCGCCAGGUGUUCGACGAAAUAAGGUUCUGGUCUUACUUACCGAAUGCCAUCUCUUGUAAUACUCUGAUCAAGGGCUAUUGCAGAAAAGGUAGGAUCUUUGAUGCGUUUGAUGUUCUCCGUGGGAUGAGGGAGAACGGGCCGAGCCCUGACAGCAGAACCUACUCGAUUUUGAUUGAUUUUGUUUGCAGUAAUUCGAAUUCGGAAUUGGGCAUGCGUUUGAUUUCUGAAAUGCUGAGAAUUGGAUUGGUUCCAAGUGAGAUUGCUUACAAUUGUGUCUUGGCUGGGCUUUGUAGUGGAGGGAAGAUGAAGUUGGCGAUGAUGCUUUAUGCUAGAAUUGUCAAAAUGGGAGUUAAGGGAAAUGUGAUAACAUAUACUGGUUUCAUAAAUGGAUUGUGUCAGGAGAGGAGGCUAGUCGAAGCAAAGUUGCUUUUUGAUGAAAUGCUGGAGAAGGGCUUCUCCCCAAAUGUCAUAACUUACACUGCUCUGAUUCAUGGACUAUGUGCAGUUGGUCAGCUGGAAGAGGCCAUGGGAAUGAUCCAAGAGAUGGUCGGUCGUGGUUGCAGUCCGAAUGUAGUUACGUAUACAGGAGUCAUUGGUGGACUUUGUAAAGAGGGGAUGGUAGAAGAGGCGUUGAGGCUUUUAGAUGUGAUGAUCCAACAAGGGGUAGACCCUAAUGAAUUUACAUACUGUACUCUACUAAAUGGGUUAUGUAAAAGAGGGCAAAUUGAGGAAGCAAGCAGGUUCUUUCACCAAAUAGAAGAGAGAGGAUUCAGGGAUAAUGUUGUUGCUUAUAAUAUUUUGAUCUGUGCAUUUUGCAAAAUGGGUAACAUGGAGGAAGCCAGGAAUCUUCUCCAGGAGAUUAAAAGGAAAGGGAUCCAGCCUGAUGUGAUCACAUAUAACACCUUGAUAGAUGGGUACUGUAAGAUUGGGAAAAUUGAGGCUGCACAUGAUUUGUUAAGUGACAUGGAAAGGCAGGGUUUAACGCCAAAUGUGGUGAGUUAUAAUACUUUAAUGGCUGGUUUUUGCAAGGUGGGUGAUCUCGAGCGUGCUGCAAAUUUGGUGGAAGUGAUGGCUGGUAAAGGAGUGGGGCUUGAUGUUGUAAGUUAUAGUACACUUUCAGAUGGAAUGUGUAAGGUUGGCAGAUACCAAGAUAUGGAGAAUUUGCUGCAUGAUAUGGCAGAGAAGGAGAUAGAACCUGAUGUUAUGAUGUAUUCACGUAUACUUAAUGCGUACUGUAAAAAUAUGCGCUUACAGGAAGCCAAAAGUAUUAUUAGAAGGAUGACAGAAAAGGGGCAUCAGACAAAUAUAGUAAUCUAUAAUUCUAUUCUGCAGGGCUUUUGCAUCAAAGGUGAUAUCAAGGAAGCAAUUAAGGUGCUUAAUGAAAUAAUUUUGAAUGGCAUUGCUCCAUCUACUGUAAUGGUUUCUCUGUUUUUAGAGUAUGUUUGUAGGUUCGGCCAGCUGGACAAGUUUUUAGACUUGUUGCCGGUCAUGCCUGACAAGGAUGGUGAUGGAUGCUGUGAUGAGUCUGCGAGUGUUUUACAGUUCAAAUUCUUGCGGCAACUAUGAGUUUGGAACAGGACCGCCAGAUGCUAUGAGCACUCCCACUUAUGUAAUCUCCUUUGUCAGAAGUAAUAGAGUAAGGUCAGAGUUAAUAUGUUGAGAAUCUGAUUUCUGCGGCAUCCUCUAGCCGCUUCACGGUUUGCAAGAUGAAAGGCCAUAUUAUCUCAAGAAGCAAUUAUGUUCUCGAAGCAUUAUUUGCAUGCCUCUUACCAUCCUCCAACUAACUUGGGUAAAGUGAACCAUUUCCCUAGCUGAGAAAUGAGGAGAUGCUACAUCUGCUGAUCGUCCAAUUAAAAAGAUACAGCCGUUUUACUUGGCUCAUCCAUAGGAGCUGAGAAGGGGUACGGCAAAAACUGAAGAGGCAAGUUUUCUUUUACCGUAUGAUCCUGGUGUGACCGAGGGUAAUGGCUAAAAAUUUCAGCGUUUCGUUUGAAAUCUCCAAGAUCAUGGUAUCUUUUAUCCAAAGGUAUGGGAAUUGUGACAACACCUAACAAGAGAUGUCUCUCAAGGGUGUAAUUUUUGAGGAAUUUUUGGCAUUCUAUGCAAGAAUAUUGAAUCUAUAACCAUGAACAUUCUUAUUUUUGUUGGGUACGGUUCAAGACUUGCCUACUUUGGGUCAAGAUUCAUAGCGGGUUUGGUUGCUCUUCUGGUAUGCUGCUUCAUGUUGAAAUGAAUUGUUCCAUACUAUCAGAGAUUGCAACAGGCCUAGCGAAUACCGCUACCAUCCUCUACCACCUCCACCACUGCCAUGACCUGCUCCUUGUCCCCUUGGGUAAGAGGGGGUCAGCUAUGAAGUGCAACCCUAUAAGAAUUCUCCAGAAAGGAAUGAGCAACGUAUUAUAGCUGGCUGUCAGCCCAAAUCAUCCACCAGAAUCAUGUAAACAUUUUUAUCUAUCUUUUGUUGCAAAUUAGUAUUUCAUUAUACGUAUUGGAUACCGAAAGCUAGUAUGCAUAGGCUUAAAAAUCUAUCACUAAAAGGCCGUGAGCCAUUUUUUGUAAUGCCCAAGACAAAAAAAACAUUAUUGUGCUUGUACGAUGAUUGUUUGUUCAGUCACAUCUCAAGGAAUAUUUUUGAGCUCAAUUGGAUAUAUACUAAAGCCUAAACUUAUUGCAA
Elaeis guineensis (African oil palm) is the source of this 3225-nucleotide messenger RNA. RefSeq lists its product as uncharacterized. Gene Ontology annotation, cellular component: chloroplast. Gene Ontology annotation, molecular function: protein binding. Gene Ontology annotation, biological process: mitochondria-nucleus signaling pathway; chloroplast-nucleus signaling pathway. Lineage: Eukaryota; Viridiplantae; Streptophyta; Magnoliopsida; Arecales; Arecaceae. The record is from RefSeq and is a predicted model, not a curated record.